AUCAAGGCGCAGGGCGCACCUCAAACGAGUUUGCAAGGGUGAUUUAGACACAGCCCAAAUGUGAGAAGUGGUAUAUGUUGAGUCAUCUGAGUGAGCCGCUGUUUCCAUCCGUAAGCCAUUGUGAAGUGCAGGGUAAAGUUGUUGGCAAAAAACUACUUCCUUUUCUCACAAUUAAAGGUGGAAAAUAUCUCCUGACUCCUACUCCUUAAUCAGAGUGCUGAAGUGGUCAGCAACAUUAAAGAACUGACAUGCUAAAUUAAGCAAUACCCAACAGCAGAUAUUUGCUGAGGACCAUAUUUAGUCUUAUCAGUAUGUACCAGGGUUUGCUCUUGUAUAAAACUUUGUCGGUCAGCACAAAUAAGAAGACGGAACAAGAUCAAGACUCGACUCUUUCCACUGCAUUGACACCUCAACAUGGAAAACAGCAGUUUUGGGCUGAAAUAUGUGACUGGACACUCAACAGAAAAGAGCACUGUGGAGGAUGAGGGAUUGGGGAUUUUUUUGGCCUGCAUUUUCUUUUCUACCAUCAUAGUGGGUCUCAUUGGAAAUGGUCUGGUCAUAUUUCUGGCCGGCUGCAGAAUGAAGACGACUGUCAACUCCAUUUGGUUUCUGAAUUUGGCGAUUGCAGACUUCAUCUACCUUUUAUUUUCAGUCACAAAUUUUUGCUUAAUCUUGAGCAAGCAGCACAGUGUCUUUAUAGGCCACAUUCUCUUUAUGACAACAGAACAAAAUGUGUUUGCUAGCAUUUGGUUUCUUGUAGUUAUCAGUCUGGAUCGAUGCCUGCGCACAUGGAUGGCUGUUUGGGCUCAAAAUAACAGAACUCUGCGUAAAGCCAGAAUCAUCUGCAUCAUCAUCUGGGUUUCAUCCAUCGGCUACAUUUCCCCUUACUUUCCUUUACUUUCCCUACUAGAUGUUGAGGUUACAGGUACAAAUGUCACAUAUGGAUUUAUAAUGACCUUUCUCAUCCCCUUCUUGAUCAUUGCAUCUUCAUACAUCGCUAUUGGAGUAAAAAUCAAUCGCCUCAAAAAGAGGAAGCAGCUCAAGCCAUACAGACUCAUUAUAACUGUAAUUCUGAUUUUCUUCAUCUGUUCAUUUCCACAACAUGUUUGCUGGUUUUGGAUGGCAAGGGCAGAAAAUAUUAAUUGGACUUUCACUGGUCACUUUUGGGUGCUAUUUGGUUUUACUCUCUACCUGGUUAAUCUCAACAGCAGUCUGAACCCAUUUCUCUAUGUGUUCAUGUGUGAUGAUUAUAAGAAGAAGCUGAAACAGUCUCUGGUGCUGGUGCUGGAGACGGCGUUUGCUGAAGAUCAUCUGGACAUUAAAGAUAUGAGACAGACACAAACGGAUGAGCAAGAGAAGAAAACCACAAUUGAAUUGCUAGAAAUAUAGAAAACUUUUUUUGGGGAAAAAAAUGCAAUGAUUGAUAAUAAUGCAUAUAAUUAUCACAGUUAAACAGUAACUGUCAUCUGUAUUUAGCAUAAUUGUCUGUCUAAGACAUAUCUUGUGAAUUAUAGUUUUAUAAAUACAGGUUUUGUGCUUGAUUUAGUUAUGUGUCUGUAGCCGCUUUUCUACUAUCGUGCCAAACCGUUCUAAGAACACUUCAGUACGGUUAAGGUUGUUUCUCCACUGAGCCUGGAACGGCCCGGCACAAUUACAAACCGUUCUCGGCAUGGAAUUAUAGCCCUUAUAAGCACCAAUAAACUAGUCAAAUAAAUGAAUUAAUUCAAUAAAUUUGGAUUCUUAAAUGUCGGUAUUGCUUUUAAAAAUA
Molecule: messenger RNA, 1768 nt
Organism: Danio rerio (zebrafish)
Lineage: Eukaryota; Metazoa; Chordata; Actinopteri; Cypriniformes; Danionidae
Source: RefSeq, a predicted model, not a curated record